Drosophila yakuba is the source of this 5738-nucleotide messenger RNA. It is a transcript of the gene bon, whose product is annotated as transcription intermediary factor 1-alpha. Gene Ontology annotation, biological process: positive regulation of DNA-templated transcription. The transcript has 10 exons. The record is from RefSeq and is a predicted model, not a curated record. Lineage: Eukaryota; Metazoa; Arthropoda; Insecta; Diptera; Drosophilidae. Gene Ontology annotation, cellular component: nucleoplasm; chromatin. Gene Ontology annotation, molecular function: ubiquitin-protein transferase activity; protein binding; zinc ion binding. The coding region runs from base 705 to 4106 and encodes 1133 amino acids.
AAUGGCUGAACAUUUUUUGUACAGAGGAAGCGUCCAACGAGAGCAAACGCCGUGAGACCGUGUGUUUCCACAGCGAAAUACACCAAUAAAACUGCACAAAAGUCGCGCUCACAGCGCAAAAAAAGAAUUCAAGCCGCGUGUGGACGAAAUGCGGCACGAAUCGCUGGAAAAAUCGACGUCCAGACGCAAAAAUAGCAGCGAAAUUCGAGCGAACGUCGUGUAUAAGUAAAACGAAAGUUGUGUCUCUUUGUGCGAAAGAGAGGGAGAACCAAAUAUUUUUGCAAGCCAGAAGUCGAAGGUUAAAUUAAAAUGUAUUAGCAACCUAAAUAAAGAGGAGUCAACUACGAACAAAACUCGGAUCUUAAAGAAUUAGCGAAAAAUCGUUUGUGAACAUCAUACAAUACAACCUCAUAUCGUUGUUUUUGUUGGCUCGCGUGCAGUUCGUGUGUAUUGGUGCGCGCGCCCUGUGGAUGUGAGAGUGCGUGUGAGCAUUGGAAUGGAUUAACAACCCAACUAAUUCCAAAACAAUAAUACCGCAACAUAAUCGCAAUAGUUAUGCCGUACCAAGGCGACAGCUUUUAGAGAAACAUUCGGUCGGUCGGUUAGUCAACCAAAAAUCUGUUCCUAUAAUUAGCACUCCCACGUUUUAAAUUCAACGAUCGCCAUCAACCGCCUACGCGGUAAAAUCGUAGGACUUCGCCAACAUGGACAUGGAUUUGGAGCAGCUAAAGAACGACUUCCUGCCGCUGAUCGCCGGAAUCAAGCAGGAGCAGCUGGACGCCGUACCCACGGAUGUCCUGCCCCAGAUGAGCACACCCAGCACGGCCAGCGGUGCGCCCACCACCUCGUCCUUGAGCUCCUCUUCGCUGAGCCUGAGUAAUCCCUGCGACAGUGCUGAGAAAAGGUCAGAGUCAAACUCUUCCGCAUCAGCAAAGUUCACCCUAUUCAAGUGCGUUUACUGCGCUCAACUCCUCGGAUCCAAUGAUCGACCCAAAUUGCUAGAAUGCCUCCACGUGGCUUGUGCCCAGUGCGUGAGCACCAAGUUCUCGGAGCUGGACCGCUCGCUGCCACCAUUGAUCCAUUGUCCCGUAUGCGACAAUGCGUCGCAGCAGGAGUUUAUCGUGGACAACCAGUUCCUCAUCGAGCAGUGCACCGCCGGAGACAGUGGUGAUGGGGUCGGUCUUCUGGGCUUGCCAGGCGAAGGUCAGAAGAGCUCCGCUGCGGCGAGCAUCCAAUGCAGCAGCUGUUCCGAUGGUGCAGUGGCCACGUCGUGGUGCGUUGACUGCUCGGAGUACAUUUGCGACAGUUGUGUGCAGGCUCACCAGCGCCUGAAAAUCACCAAGGACCACACGAUCAAGCCCAAAGACGAGGCCAACAACGAGCAGCUGGCCGGAGCUGCCGGGGUGGACAAACUGCACAUGUGCCAGUUGCACCCACAGGAGAAGCUUUCGUUGUUUUGCGAGACCUGCGACAAGCUUACUUGUCGUGAUUGUCAGUUGAGCGACCAUCGGGAUCACAAAUACAAAUUUGCCCACGAGAUUGCCACGGAGUCAAGACAGGCGCUGUCCACCCUUGUUUCCGAAAUCAACUACAAACGCUUCCUUCUCUCCUCGGCUACCAAGGUGAUUGAUGACCGCCAACAGCUGAUCCAUGACAAGAAGAAGGACCUCAUCAAGGAGAUCACAGCCAUGGCGGUCAAGAUCACCAAUACGGUUAAUACCCGAGGCAAGCAGCUAAUCAUGAGAUUAAACGAGGUGUGCGACAGUAAACUCAAGGUGCUGGUGGAAAAGAAGGAGACGCUACAAUUGCUGUCUGACAACACGGACCACUGCAUCGAUUUCAUGCAAAACGCUUUGGAGAAGGGCAGUGAUUUCGCUAUCCUCUCGAGCAAAAAGUCUCUGGUGCGUCACCUGCAGAAGCUCAAGUGCCAAAGGGCGGAUAUCCCCAACCCGGAAAUCCCAGUGCGCAUUCAAGUUCAGCUUAACCAGGUUUCCGAUCUUCAGAAGGUAAUCUCGCAGCUGGGCAUCAUAAUCGUUGAUGGCAAACCAUAUCCGCCCACGCCCUCGCCCAACGGUACCCCUCAGCCGCAGCACCCACCUCGCCAGCCUCCCAGCCCGAACAUGGCGCCACCCCUGCGUCCUGGUCUUCCACCCGGAAUGCCCGCUGGCCUCUCGCCGAACGGACCGCCCGUCAACUUUGGACCGCAGAACGGACCGCCGCUCUACAGCAAUGCUGCCCAGCAGCAGUUCAACAAUCUGUCCAUGAGUCGCUCCUUUCCGGGUGACGGGUCAGGUAAGGUUCGCUUCGGGGGAAUGCCUCCAGUAGGCAUGCAGCGACACGGACAACCGCACGUGAGCUCCUCCACGCAUCCGCAGAAUAUGGACAUCAGCCUGCGGGGCCUGCUGAACAACCAGGCGGCACAGAGCCCGAAUGCCCACAUGGCAUUCAAUGGACCGCCCAGCUAUCCGGGUGGGCCGCAAGGAGCCCCGGCUCCGGCGCACCAACCGAUGGGUCCGCAGAUGCGUCCGCAUUUUAUGCCCGGCCAGCAGGGUUUCUCGCAGGGCGGUGGUCCAGGAGGCGGUCCGCGAGACGCCAACUUUAUGAACAGCAACGCGCGCUUCCAGUCGCAGUAUCAGCGUAUGGCCAACCACGCUCAGCAGGCGGCGGCUGCAGCGGCCAUGGCCGGAGCGGCGGGGGGCGGAGGCGGCCAAAUCCCUUCGCCGGGUGCACUGCAGCGACCCCAGAUGAUGUCCAAUCCCAUGCAGAAUGUGAGUGCCAUGCAGAAUUCGUUGGGGUUUCAUGGGAGCCAGGCUGGCUUUAAUACCGGCCCACCGCAGACCUCCCCGCAGUUAAGCGGCGGAGGCAUGCACAGCCUGGCCAAGUGGCACAUCCCGCAAUCCGCUCAACAGUCGAACAUGUGUUCGCAACAAGGUCCCCUUUUGCCUUUUGCGAAUGGUCGCCAGACAUCGGAAAAUUUUAAAAUCUCACUCAAAUCCCCAAACACGCUCAAAAAUAGCACCCCGCCCAGCCUGGGGGGCGGUGGUGCGGGUCACCCGGGCCACGGAAACGGCUCCUCCAGCGCCCAACUGAACGCAGCUGCCCUGGGAUUGGGGCCAGCCGUUUCGAUACUCUCUAACGUCACCUCGACGAAUCCAAAGACGCCCAGUCCCAGCACUCAUGAGAACACCAAGGACUUCACCGAACCCAUUGACAAGGUGCGGGAUGACUCAAUCAACGAUCUGAUUGCAACCAUAGCCAAGCUAGACUCAAAUGGGGUGCAGGUGUUGCCGGAGGGUCGCACAAAGACCACCUCGCCACAGGUGCACAGCUCUACGGAUCUGUCCAACACACAGGAAGUUAAUAAUAAAAACGAACAAAAAGAUGAUCCCAACGAGGACUGGUGCGCCGUCUGUCUGGAUGGAGGAGAGCUGAUGUGCUGCGACAAGUGUCCCAAGGUUUUUCACCAGAACUGUCACAUCCCCGCGAUCAGCUCGCUGCCGGACGAAAGCGAGAGCUGGCAGUGCCUGCUGUGCGUUAACCUCAAGGAGCUGACCAAGGCGGAGGGAAGUGAAAAGAACUCCUCGGGCGAGCUGAGCGCCCUGGAGCUCCGCAUCCUGCAGCGCAUCUGUCUAGAAUUGUACUGCCAGUACGAACAGAGUCUCAAUUUCCGGGAGCCGGAGUCGCCAGCCAAUACAUCCUAUUACGAGAUUGUUUCCAGUCCCAUGUCGUUAGAUGUUAUUCGCACCCGCCUGGAUCCAUCCAGUCCCAACCACUACAAGGAUAUCGCAGGCUUCGUGUCCGACGUGCGUUUAAUAUUCUCCAACACGUACCUCUUUUAUCAGGAGGACACGAAAACUUACUCCAAUGCCAAGUAUUUGGAAAACUUCUUCGAGGAGCAGCUAGCUAAGUGGUUGCCGCAAUUUGAGGGCAGCAAGCCACUAAGUAAGCGCAAUACCUCAAACUCCCCGGCGCUGUUAGGUGUGAAUGCAACUGGUUCGCCGUCGCCCAUCGAAAACGGAAGAAAAAGCUGCGGCUCGGCAUCAUUAGGUGACAGCGAUGGUGGCUGCUUGCCGGCCAAGAGGGCGAGACGAUCGGCGCACGAAUAGAACGAGCUAAUGCCCGGAGGGAAGGGCACAGACGGAGAGCAGCCAGCGGAGACGGGACAAGAACGUAGCCAGGAGGAACAGCAGCCGCUUCCAGGUUUCCUAGAGGAGAUGGACCUGGAGAUGCCGCAGCGGCCGCACAGCUUGGGCAGUAAUGUAAUCCAAGAGAGCGCCGAUUAUGUUCUUCAGCUAUUGCACGCGUACGCCGCAGCGUUUGGACUGUAGAUGCACAUGCUACAUAUCCAAUUUGUCCGCUAACGUAGAGUUUGUUGUUUUUAAGCAACUAGACCUAAAAAAGCAGAGGUGCUCGUUGAACUUUUGUGUUUCAAAAUAUUUAUAAAAACUCAGUUGUAAAUAGUAAAACCAAGCCAGUCAUUCGAUAUGAUUUUAUUUUUACGUACAAUGGAAUUAAUUAAAUCCUUGGGCGCUCGAAAAUGGAAAAGAGAUAUGUUUAGCUACAUUUUAAGUGUUGAAUAUCCAUAAACAUUGAUAUAAAUAUAACUAUAAAUAUGUAUACCUUUCUUUAGGGAUUCACUAGAGAUUAAAGUGAUUAGGUGUAAGUGUUCAAGUUCGAGUGAAUUUGUCAUCCUUUUUUCACCGAUUUUUGUUUUGGAUGAAACCCAUUCUAACUUAUCUUUGUUGGAAUUGUAUUUACUUUUGUGAUAGCGAAAAACAAUAAGAUGAACAAAUUACCGAUUAUUCAUAUAUAUUAUUAUUACCAUUAAAUUAAACACUGUGGCGAAGUUCUACAAAUAUUUCGAAUUUGACAUAUACGAUAUUUAUUGACCGCUAACCAUCUAUCGGUAGAAUCUAAUUAGGACACCCAUGUGCAGCCCUCAGCUCCUGCUCACCCAAAAAACAGCAUACAUUCGUAUACCACUUAAGAAGACGCUUGAAAUAAGUUAGCUGCAUUCUAGCCCUCUAAGUUUCGCUGAUGAAUCAAACCCUUAAAAUACGAGUAAGCAAAUUUGAUGUUUGAAUGUUGUACGUUUGACGUAAUAGCAUACAGUAGGUGUAAGGAGUAACUAGCUCUAUUUAUUACCAAUCGAUCGGCGGGACCGCCGCAGGAGAUGUACAUAAUGAUCUAUACAUAUUUCCGAAAAAGAAUCAAUAUUUCAUAUAUAUAUAUAUAUGUAUAAAUUUAACCGAGCGUGUAUGUAGUUUUUUAUAAUGCCGGAUCGAAACUAAAAUAAAACCAAAUCAGCUAAGGUCGAUAUUUUCAUAAAUGUUUUCAAUGCGAGACACAAAGAUCAGACACGAACAGAAUUAACACUGGACAACUACAAAAAAUAUAUUACAACUAGACGCUAAAACGUCAGCUCCUCCUAAUAACGCCACAAUAGGGAAUAUAUAGGGGCGCAAACAUAUUAAUGAAAUUAAAUAGCCAUGCAUAAAUGUUUGUACGACGUUCCCGAUUAGCGGACGUUCAUGUGUGCUAUCCUAUUGCAAAACGAAAGAAAAGCAAAAUAGAUCAUGCAGGGCAUCUGCUAAUGUUUGUAUGAUAAAUGUGAAACUAUGGAAAUUAUUUUAUCUGUUUUAGCCGUAAGUUUUACGAUAACUAAUGAUUAACCAUUGUAUAUUAAUGUACUACUUACUAUCGAGUGGAUUACUGAAAUAAUAAAAAACUUCCUGUAA